AUGUCGCAGAGGGAUGUGCCAUUUCAGGAGACUAUCAGUCACUUAAGGUUGCGGGCUAAGAUCUAUCCCAAGGACAUUCCGCUUGAAGAAUCCAUGUUGGUGCCAUUGCGACUCAGCCAAGUUUGCAGGUUAUGGAACGACCUUGUCAUAUCAUGUCCGUCCCUUUGGACCGACAUUACCGUUCUCAUAUACAAACUCGAUAGCACACGAAGAGAUAAAUGGUUAUCAAGUACAGUCGAUACCUGGAUCGAGAGAUCGAGGUUAUCUCCUCUUCGUCUUAGGUUUGAGUGCGAUACGUCCUGCUUGACUACUCGGGGAUAUCCGUACGACGAGCCUAAUGAUGACGCUUCCGACGUUCAAGGCCCGAAGUUGGAGAUUGCGGCGCUUAUACUGAAGAAUUUACUAGAUCAUCACCACCGGUGGAGAGACGCUUUCUUUACAUUCAUUGGGCCCGAUCCUGGGAUGCUACCGCAACUUGGCCUUGUUGACGCCCCACUCCUAGAAUCGCUCUCCAUUUGCUGGGGCGGGUUCACCCAAUACUAUGACAUGACGCAACUAGACCUUGACAUUUCGAAUUCUCCGAGACUGAGCAACCUACACCUUACAUGCAUUCCUCGCAUUAUAACUGGGCGCGUUUCAAAUCUGAGGAAGUUGAACCUGAACAGUCGGCAGACGUUCACUGACAUAGACACAGGCAGAGGCAAACAGAAAUCGGUUCUCCUAGAAAUAUUCCGAGACAUGCCAAACUUGGAAGUUCUUGACAUUGGUGUCCUCAACUGCGUAGCUGGCUCUGAGGUGUCUAAUCCACAGAGCUCCCGCGUCACUCUGCCCAAAUUACACACGCUCGUAGUUGAGAAUGAUGAUUCUACUAUCUUCAUCAUCAGCCAGUUGAUCCUACCGGGGCUGAGACGCUUGACUUGUAAGCAUUUUCCAGACGAUGUCGACGUGCUUUUGGAUAUGUUUGUACGGUCCCAGGCGUCCCUGGAGUAUUUCGAAAUUCGCUGGACCAUGAUGAUUGAAGGCAGAUUCGGCCCUUUGCUGCGGCUCACGCCAAGUUUGAAAACGCUUUGUAUGAAGCAUUUCCUCUGGCCCGUCCGAUGUUGA
Fomitiporia mediterranea MF3/22 is the source of this 1104-nucleotide messenger RNA. RefSeq lists its product as uncharacterized. The record is from RefSeq and is a predicted model, not a curated record. The coding region runs from base 1 to 1104 and encodes 367 amino acids. The transcript has 2 exons. NCBI's taxonomy places the organism in Eukaryota, Fungi, Basidiomycota, Agaricomycetes, Hymenochaetales, Hymenochaetaceae.